Messenger RNA from Gilbertella persicaria, 731 nucleotides. Its product is annotated as mitochondrial ribosomal protein S25. The transcript has a single exon. Gene Ontology annotation, cellular component: mitochondrial small ribosomal subunit. The record is from RefSeq and is a predicted model, not a curated record. Gene Ontology annotation, molecular function: structural constituent of ribosome. The coding region runs from base 8 to 439 and encodes 143 amino acids. Lineage: Eukaryota; Fungi; Mucoromycota; Mucoromycetes; Mucorales; Choanephoraceae.
ACACAUUAUGGCUUUCCGUGCACCACCUACUGGCCUUGCUCAACAUGUCUCCAACAUGUUAAAGGGCAACUUGAUGAAAAAGACACCUGUUUGGCUCCCUGUGCUUCAAGCCAUUCCUCCUGGACCCAGUAUCAUUCGUUCACAAAACCCUCAAGUGAAUGUAUCCGGUCAGACUGAGAUCGAACAACAAUUGUUCACAAAGACCCAACACAAGACUCGUCUUCGCCACUCUCAAAAGCACUUGCGUACACCUCCUCCUCGACCCCGUGCUAUUGUGUAUCCUGAAGAUCGAUUGAGAAGAGUGUUUUAUAGAGAUCAUCCUUUUGAAUUGUCAAGACCUAAAGUAUUGGUGGAAAAUGAAUUGGGCAUCCAUCGUACUGAUUUCAGUAAACUCAUGUUGGAUGGUAUGCAUCCUUCUCAGAUUGACGGUGAAGCGUAAGUCAUGUUGAUGCCAUAGCUUAGACUUACCAUUCUGUCUAGUGUGAUUAAAUAUCAACUUCACUUGAUGACACAUGAACAUAUGCCUGAAAGAAAAGCAUACGCUAAAGCAACAUCUGAAUUCUAUGAGAUUAGAGCACAGCAAGAAGAACAAGAAAGAGCAGCAAGAGAAAAAAUGAACAACCUGUUGCAAAAGAUGGACAUGACAAGACCACACACAAAACGAGGAUUAGAGUUAGAAGAGAGAGCAUUGAGACAAGGACAAUUGAACCAAUUUUAAUAAAAAAAAAACA